AUGAAGCUAGUGCGGCGUGCCCGAAAGGGCAUUCGUGAGCGACGAAUGAAAGCAUGCAUUAAUGAUCUGAACUCGAAUUUGUCGAAGGUGGAGAUGCGCGUCUUCCGAAAGCAAAAGAAGGAGCGUGAUGCGAAGCGUCAGGCUUUGGGGAUUGGUGAGGUGGUACCAAAGGAUGUACUGAGUGGCCGAAUGAACCCUGAUCUGUAUGCGGUGGAGUGCCGGCUUCACCAAGAGGCAGGCCUACCCAAGCCGCUGCCGUACCAAGGGUACAAGGAAGAUCUGGCGCGGAGCCGUGCCACCACCCACUGCGUGGGGUUUGUUGGAUUCCGGACGAUUCUGCAUGCUAUCCGGGCCCGCAACAUGUAG
Molecule: messenger RNA, 366 nt
Organism: Leishmania braziliensis MHOM/BR/75/M2904
Lineage: Eukaryota; Euglenozoa; Kinetoplastea; Trypanosomatida; Trypanosomatidae
Exons: 1
Coding region: 1-366 (121 amino acids)
Source: RefSeq, a predicted model, not a curated record